GGAGCGAUGGCCCGGGUUUGGAGCCCGCGGCCGCCGCCGCCGCCGCCGCCGCCACCGCCAGCACGUUUGGAGCAGCUGCGGCUGCAACCGGAGCGGGGGCCGGAGUCGCGGCUGGAGUGGAAGCGGCGCAUGUGAGUUGCCGAGAGUCGCCCUUGCCGAACACCUCAAACUCUGGGCGGGAGCGCUUCAGGUGGGCUGAGCCGCCGUCGCCCUUCUGCACCGCGCCACGCCGCUGGCCCAGACAGGAGGGUUGGGGUCUCCCAGGUGAAGGACUGGCGCUUGACAGGCUUAGCCCUCCGAGCCGGGUUCUAGGCCUUCCUCAGUCUCGGGCUCCUUUCAAACUCAGGGCGGAGGCCGAAGGACCGUGAUCACCCCGACCCGGGCAUUUUCUUGGCGCUUAGGCUGUGUCGGGGCUGCGAGCCCCUUAUUGCUGCCACCUCUCCAGCUAGAGAGCGACUAGCGCAUUCCCACUGUCUAGCUCUGCACCUCCCCCUCUCCUCUCAUUCAAGAACAAGUUUCUUUUCGCUCUCAGUUGGAAGUCCUGCCCUGGAAGGCCAAAACACCCAUCUGUGUGCCCUUCCCCAGUUCCUGGAGCACACUUAGAAAUAUCUACUUACUGGGAGAUAGAGGUUGCUCCCCUAUCCACCCUCUUAUCUAAUUGAAACUCCAUGCCCAGAGCCUUACCCAUUUUGAUCACCAGCUCCCUGGCCAUCUCUAUGUGACUUCCCCCACCCAUCUGAGUUCCACUUUCCUCUGGGCUCCAAUCUCUAGCCCCCAGCGGAUCUGGUCAGUCCCACCCCUGGGUGGGAGUGACCCAGGGCUCUGGCCCAGAUUCCCCACCCUGGAAGGCAGCUCCAAGGCAGCGAGAGAAUUGGGCGUCGGGUACGAACCUGGCAGCUCAGGAGUGGGUGCUCCACUCACCCCACACAAGAAGAUGAAGAAGCGCAAAGAGCUCAAUGCAUUGAUUGGUUUGGCUGGGGACAGUCGGAGAAAGAAGCCCAAGAAAGGCUCAGGCCACCGCCUUCUUCGCACUGAGCCUCCCGACUCAGACUCUGAAUCCAGCUCUGAGGAGGAAGAAGAAUUCGGUUUAGUUGGAAAUCGCUCUCGUUUCGUCAAGGGAGACUACUUACGAUGCUGCAAGAUCUGUUAUCCCCUCUGUGCUUUUGUCAUCCUUGCCGCCUGUGUUGUGGCCUGCGUUGGGUUGGUGUGGAUGCAAGUUGCCCUGAAGGAGGAUCUGGAUGCCCUCAAGGAAAAAUUUAGAACAAUGGAAUCUAAUCAGAAAAGCUCAUUCCAAGAAAUUCCCAAACUUAACGAAGAACUGCUCAGCAAACAAAAACAACUCGAGAAGAUUGAAUCUGGGGAGCUGGGAUUGAACAGAGUCUGGAUAAACAUCACAGAAAUGAAUAAGCAGAUUUCUCUGUUGACUUCUGCAGUAAACCACCUCAAAGCCAAUGUUAAGUCUGCUGCGGACUUAAUUAGCUUGCCUGCCACUGUAGAGGGACUUCAGAAGAGCGUAGCUACCAUUGGCAAUACGUUAAACAGUGUCCAUCUCGCUGUGGAGGCAGUACAGAAAACCAUGGAUGAACACAAGAAAACCAUGGACUUACUGCAGAGUGAUAUGAAUCAGCACUUCUUGAAAGAGACCAGUGGAAGCAACCAGAGCAGUCCAUCACCUUCAGCUACAUCAGAAGUUAACAAUAAAACCCACAGUGAGAAUCUGAAACAGGAUAUCCUGUACCUUCACAACUCUUUAGAGGAGGUAAACAGUGCCCUAGUGGGGUACCACAGACAGAACGAUCUUAAACUCAAGAGAAUGAAUGAGACAGUCAGGAACCUUACCCAGAGAGUCAACUGGAUAGAAACAGAUCUGGUUGCUAUGAGCAAGGUAGAAAAGCAAGCGAACCUGUCCCUCAGCAUGAUGGAUGAUAGAGCCGCCACUCUAAAAAGAGAGUCCUUGCAUCAAAUGACCAACAGAACGGAUACAUUAAAAACCCAGAGCAUAAAGAAAGAAGAUAGUUCAGAUUCUCAAGUAUCCAAGCUCAGAGAGAGACUGCAGCUGAUCAGUGCUCUCACAAACAAGCCUGAGAGCAACAGGCCACCAGACACCACCGACAAAGAGCAAGUACAGAGUUUCACAUCAAAGCCAUCAGCAUUGCCAAAAUCUCCACCGUCUUAUGGAGAUCACAUUGAGAAAACUGCCCAGCUAAGACCUAUUGCCCUACCAGGAAUUUCUAGCAUCAAAGAUCUUCAGGAUUUAUUCCACAAGACUGGCCAAGACAUGGAUGGAAAGCUGACCUACCAGGAAAUCUGGAACUCCUUAGGUUCUGCCGUGCCAGGACUAGAGACUUUGAAAGAGUUUGAUUCUGAUGGCGAUGGAAGAUAUUCAUUCCUGGAGCUAAGGGUAGCUUUAGGUGUCUAGUCUCAUCAGGCAUAUUUUAGAAAUGCUAUACACCAGGACUACCUAAUAUCUACUCACCUAACAAGAACAACUGUUUUACUUACCAAUCAAUCCUCCAGUCCUCCAAACUACUGUAGCAGACACAUUGUCACCUUUUAACUUGUUUGAAAAAGCUAUAAAAUUAUUUUUUUAAAAAAAGGCCAUUUUACUUAUGUGAUAUUCAGAAAUCUCUGAUUUCCUAAAACCAGUAAGAUCUUAAUUUAAAAAUUGCCAGAAAAAAGUCAAGCUCUCUUUUUUCCCUCUUUC
Messenger RNA from Puma concolor (puma), 2704 nucleotides. It is a transcript of the gene EFCAB14, whose product is annotated as EF-hand calcium binding domain 14. The record is from RefSeq and is a predicted model, not a curated record. NCBI's taxonomy places the organism in Eukaryota, Metazoa, Chordata, Mammalia, Carnivora, Felidae. Gene Ontology annotation, molecular function: calcium ion binding.